CUACCGCUAUACCGCAAAAGACGAGCUCUAGUAUCGGGUAUAAAAGCAUCUACUUCGCCGUUCCAGAAGACACAUCACUUCCUCGCUGUAUUGAAAGAGCAUCUUAGCUUCAGUAUGGAAUUCAAAGCCCGAUCUAUUCUUCUGUUAUUGUCUCUUAUAUUAGCAACUACCCUAGCUGAAACCAACCGCGAAAAACGAUCACCCGAUGGACAUGGACACCACGGUCAUCAUGACCACAGUCACGAUCACGGACACGACCACGGGCAUGGCGCCCCAGUUCACAGUCCUGAUGCAGGUGCAGGCUAUGUCAGUCCAGUAGCGAUUCCGUCUUACGAUGCCAAACCAGAACCACAGUAUUACGAACAGCCGUCUGCUCCAUCUUACGAUGCCCCUAAAGGCCCUCCAGAAUACGAAGCCCAAGCCGCGCCUUACUUCAGUCCUUCAGCUUCUUCAUACAGCCCUCCUGCCCCGCAACCUUAUCAGGUUCAUAGUUCACCUUCAUACAAUCCUCCUGCCCCCCAAUAUCCAUCCCCGGCUCCAUCUUACAGCCCCCCAGCUUACAGUGCCCCAGAUCCUUAUUACGAAACCCCUGCUCCGCAGUACACUCCUUCGGCUCCGCAAUACAGUCCGUCUUACGAAGCCCCUCAACAGUCAUACGAAGCCCCUCAACAGUCAUACGAAGCCCCUCAACCAUCGUACGAAGCCCCUCAACAUUCUUACGGAGCCCCUAAAGCCAAGAAACCUAAGGGCAGCUAUGGUGCUCCAAAAGCCACCAAAGCCCCAAAAGCUAAAGCACCCAAGGGUAGCUAUGGUGCUCCAAAGGCCACGAAGAAACCCAAGUCCAGCUAUGGACCUCCACAGAAAGCGUAUGGUGCCCCCCAACAGUCAUAUGCAACCCCAACACCUUCUUACCAAGCUCCUGCUUACCAAGCCCCUACUUAUCAAGCCCCUGCCUACCAGGCUCCUGCCUAUCAAACCCCUGCCUACCAAGCCCCUGCUCCUGCUUAUCAAGCCCCAGCUUAUUCAGCUCCUGCUCCUGUGUACAGCCCACCGGCUUACUCUCCCCCGGUCUAUGGCCGCUAACUAUUUCGUGAUUUCGCUGGCUGAUUCACGUGUUUAUUGUCUCCUUUUGGGCUUCUGCCACUUGAUAGUAUAUUCAUAUCUUUUUCCUCCACUCAGUUAACUGAACGUGCACAUUUUAUAAUUGUUCCGGAUUCUGAAGU
Daphnia carinata is the source of this 1223-nucleotide messenger RNA. RefSeq lists its product as uncharacterized. Bases 115 to 1083 code for a protein of 322 amino acids. The transcript is spliced from 3 exons. The record is from RefSeq and is a predicted model, not a curated record. NCBI's taxonomy places the organism in Eukaryota, Metazoa, Arthropoda, Branchiopoda, Diplostraca, Daphniidae.